Molecule: messenger RNA, 4426 nt
Organism: Venturia canescens
Lineage: Eukaryota; Metazoa; Arthropoda; Insecta; Hymenoptera; Ichneumonidae
Gene: Dop1R2
Product: dopamine receptor 2
Exons: 4
Coding region: 1869-3278 (469 amino acids)
Biological process (GO): adenylate cyclase-activating adrenergic receptor signaling pathway
Cellular component (GO): plasma membrane
Molecular function (GO): G protein-coupled receptor activity
Source: RefSeq, a predicted model, not a curated record
AACUCCCGCCGCCGCUACCGCCGCCGCCGCUGCUGCCUCAGCCGCCGCCGUCACUGGAACGCCGCCACCACCGCCUCCUGCUCCGGAACCCAAGGGCUCACACCCGGGCGAUUGUGCAUUUUCUUCCCAAAAAUUACAAUUACAGAGUCAAUCGGUUGCAGUCACUGUUCACUCCGCGUUCGCUCGGUGGUGUAACGUUCACUCAAUUUUUUUUUCCCUCCCACAUCGUUUCUCUUACACGAUUUUUUUCAGCCUCUCAUACAAAAGGAGGCUUUAAUUCUUUUUUUUUUAUCCUAUUUUUUCACAGCGAUCAACCUCGCCUCGAUCAUUAUUUUCAUCAUUUUUUUCCGCAUCGAGUAUUAUAAUUCUUUGUUCAUUUAUUCGUUCGUCCAGCAAAUCGCGGAGAAUAUCUAACAUUCAAUAAUAUUUGCUAAUUUUGUGCAAUUUGUGCAACGGCUCGAAUAUUUAUUGCGACACUUAUCCAAAUUGAUCUUGUUUAUCGGUGAUUAGUCGGUCAUGUGCCGAAGACACAAGGAUUAUAUCGUAUCGACAGCGAGAGUGAUUACUUGGUGUGCUGAGAAUGAAGAAUAAUCAUGCAAGUGCAUCUCAAAAUAAAUCAUGAAAAACGAUCGCGCGGUAUGAAAUGCUGCUGGGACCUUUCAUGUAAUCAUGGUGAUGCUACGAAAAUCAAUCGAUCGCGAUUAAUUGGUGGAUCACUUCAUUUGCUCUUCUUCCCCAUGAUGAAACCCGAUUUUGUGGGAUAAUUCGACGCAUAUAUAUAUAUAUAUAUAUAUAUAUAUAUAUAUGCGCACCACGUAAUGCCUCUGCGAAUGUGAGAAUCGACGCGUACCUCUUAAGAUUACCGUCAUCGUUGAACCUGCUAUACACGCUAAAUAGAUGAAAUACAGUUGAUCUUCCGAUAAAAAUGGGCUGGUGAUAAUGAAUUUCGCAAUGGACGAUUGGACACGACGAUAUAGUUGUUCACUACGCACACGAACGAAUAUGACGAUAAAAUCAUCGGACUAAAAGUUAUUACGAGUAUCGAUUGGUAAAAAAAUCUAAAGUGCACUUAUACAAGCGUAUAAAUGAAUUCGAUGCAUAUCGUCGCUGUUGAUAUACGGGAUCGUAAAAAUCUGCUAUUACGACUUGUCCCUAAAGUCGAUGCAAUUGCAUGUGCUAGGCGGUCGAUAUUCCGAUAAAAUAAUUUAGGGAUAGUUUUUAUUAAAUUAAUCAUCGUCGUUUUUUUGUAAGCCUGCAUGGACGCUGCGUCGAUUAAAUCCGAUGGAACCUGUUGGCGGGGGGAGGGUGGUAUAUGUAUCGGAUUUUAAGAAGAGAGGCUAAACGACGACACUGGAUUCUCCGAGAGCCUCGCGGACUUUCGAUGCUUCAAUCGUGUUGGCCCAUUUCGAAAUGCAAUUUACCCGCGGAUGAUUAACAGCAUUACCGACACGAACUCCUGGCGGUACUCGAUGAAAAUGGUGGUAGUGCUUAUCGGUCCGUUCCAUCCGAAUGAGAAGAAUCCGUAAAAAAAUUGAGUGAAAAUCGUACAAGGUUAAAAAAUAGCGAGACUGAAAAUUUUUUAUCAGUAAAAGUGCAUGGGAAAUCGUCGAAACCUGAUAAGAAGAACCCGGCGGCAAAAAACACGCUCCGGCAAAGAAAAAAUUUAUUUCGUUUGCGUAUUUUCGAAAUUAUCGAAAUACGCUAUUGAACGAAAUGAUGUGACAACAAAAAGCAAGUCCAUCGAGAUAGGAAGCGCGCGAGCACAUGAAGAAUAAGCCAGAUAAAAGAGAGAGAGAGAGAGAGAGAGAGCAGGGAGGAGAAAAGCAGCGGUGUUGGGGAUAUAAUUCGACGCAAGUCGAGGGAAGAACAUGUCGAUCAACGACAGUGCCAUAUACCUCCUUAAUUGGGACGAUACUUCAUUAUUGGCUCGUGAUUUGAACAAAUCCUUCUAUAACACGAGUUAUAACGAAAGAAACGAAACAUCGGAUGACUUUUGGGAUCUGGCUGGUGAUCGAGCUUGUCUCGCAGCGCUUCUAUUAUUGUUUUCCAUGGUUACGGUAUUCGGCAAUAUGCUAGUAAUAUUCGCGGUAUUCAGAGAACGUUAUCUGCAUACAGCUACGAAUUAUUUCAUAACGUCCCUGGCAUUCGCCGAUUGUUUGGUCGGCCUGGUGGUAAUGCCGUUCAGCGCGAUCUACGAAGUACUGGAAAAUCGUUGGUUAUUCACGACCGAUUGGUGCGACGUGUGGCGUUCGCUCGAUGUAUUAUUCUCAACCGCAUCGAUACUGAACCUCUGCGUCAUAAGCUUGGAUCGGUAUUGGGCGAUAACUGAUCCUUUCACUUAUCCAACGAGAAUGAGCCGUAAAAGAGCAUUCAUGCUGAUUGCUGUAGUAUGGAUAUGUUCGAGCGCCAUAUCCUUUCCUGCGAUCGCGUGGUGGCGCGCCGUCAGAACCGAACAAGUGCCAAAAGACAAAUGUCCGUUUACCGAUCAUCUCGGUUAUCUCAUAUUCUCGUCGACUAUUAGCUUCUACCUGCCGCUCUUCGUAAUGGUUUACACUUACUACAGGAUAUACAGAGCUGCUGUUAUACAAACGAGGAGCUUAAAACUCGGUACGAAGCAAGUCAUGAUGGCAUCUGGUGAGCUUGAGCUGACUCUCAGAAUUCAUCGCGGUGGCGCUACCAAUACUGAUGCAAGGCAUCUCUUUCGUACUGCAUCAAGUACACCCGAAGAUCUUCAGGAUCUCGAGGAGCCUCUCACCGCAAUUCAUAACAAUGGUCUUACGAGAAUGCCCUCUACGAGAAUAAACAGCAAACAACAUCUUGGCAAGAAUUUUUCAUUGUCGAGGAAACUCGCAAAGUUUGCUAAAGAGAAAAAAGCAGCUAAAACAUUGGGCAUCGUCAUGGGGGUCUUUAUCGUCUGUUGGCUACCUUUUUUCGUGGUCAACCUGCUCUCCGGUUUCUGCAGCAGAUGUAUAUGGCAAGAAGAAAUCGUCUCAGCAGCCGUUACGUGGCUCGGAUGGAUCAACAGCGGUAUGAAUCCCGUCAUCUACGCUUGUUGGAGCCGAGAUUUCAGACGAGCUUUUGCCAGAAUUCUCUGCGUAUGCUGCCCUCGCAGAAUGAGGCGGAGAUACCAGCCAGCCUUCAGAUGUAAACCUAGCCAGUACGCAACAGGAAUGGGAGCAGGUGGACAGGCGAGCAGCGUCAGCUACAGUAGCGUGAGCCAGAGCAGCGAGGGUGGUUGUUAUAACGCCAGCGGUAAUUCCCAACCCGGUGGUAUGUGACGACACGCGGGGCCCAGACAAGGGCCGAGACGCGACCGCGCUAUAAGAUUUCGGGACACGUGAUUGUAGGUCAUCAAUGAUGAACCGAUCAGCAUAGAUAACGAAACUACGAAUGAUCUCCAAGUUAUUGUCGCUUCGAGAGACGCGGAAGAAGAGGGUGACGAGGAACAGGCGGCUGACCUCGAGUUAGAUGCCAGAUCCGUAACCUUGACUUUCGAAAACGACGAUAGCAGAGAGACCGUCGUCGUUGGAUCUGCUUUGAUGCUCUUGGAACGUAAAAUCUUCAGGAUGCGAAUGGAAGAUUCUAUAGUUUUCUUGCCUGAAAUACCUGAGGAGGAAAACGAGGAUGAUGAUACACCAGACCGUGAACAACCUCCAAAAUCACUCCCCGUUGAUGUCAGCUUUGUUCCCAGUAUCGAAAGCUCAUAAGCUCUCGCUUCUAUUCUGUGGCCGUGCCAGAAUAAUCUUGUAAAAAAUCCUUUCUCGUUCUUCCUCAAACGCAAACGAGCUACGAGUAAACCAAAUAAAAAUCUUCUCUCGAGUCUCUCGAGGAAUGGAAAAAAAUUGUAAAUUCGCUACACUUUCAGAACAACCUUUUGUUUGUCACUCGACAAACAAAAAUUAGUUGACUAUUUUAUGACGCAAUUUUCCAUUUCACUCGUGUGGUAUUACCAGCAAUUUCUUGGAAACAGAGAAGAAAAGAUAUCAUACUCCAUAGAAAUGCUUUCGCAUUAUAAUAGUAUAACAAGUGAUUUUAUCCGUUAUCGUCAUUAAUUCUUAUAUGAAUUUCUUGUUAUAAUUCGGUACGCGCCUUUAAUGAGGACAGUUUUUUCAUCAAAAAAAUAAAUGUAAAUAAGUAAUAAAUAGAAAAACCGAGAGAGAACUGACAUUGAUAUGUAACUACCAGUAUUAAGGAUACACGUUUGUCUCGAAAAACGCGCGCGCGUGCGCGUAAUAUUUUUAAUCUUUGAAAAAACUAUUGAUAGAGCGAGUGAUACGUAUUUUUAUUUAUUGCCAAUCGAAUUGUUAUAUAUAUAUAUAUAUUGCUGUGUACGUCGAGGCGAUUUUAUAACUGUAAUAUACAUGUACUAUCUUAAAUAAUAUUAUAAUUAUUGCUAACAAUAUAUGAUAUAUUAUGACAUAUUGUA